AUGUUGGAGCAACACAAUGAAUACCAACGGUCCUCAAGAAUGCCGGCACCAACUGACGUUACUCCCACUGCAAACGAACUGUCCCAGAGUCAAAACAUACAAAAUAACAUAGAAACCCUACGGAACCCUGCUAAUCUUCAACAGCAAAUGCAAUAUCAGCAGAAACAACAGCAACAACAGCAACAGCCAGAACGAGGUGUUGACCAGCAACAACGACAAAACCCAUACUCAAACUCGACAAUCAACAACUUCAUGGCAAACUCACAGAUGAAAUUCCCCUUCCCAUACCCACUGGUAAAUACAACAAACUCAAACGUGAAUUCAACUGCAAUCCCAAAUGUAAAUACUCAGCAGCAAUUCACCUCUCCAAAUGAUUCAAAUAACAUAUUCAUAAAUGGAUCCUCCAAUAAUCUCAUAUCGGAGGAACCAAAAGAACAAACCACAUCAACAUCACAUCCACAUAUAAUUUCGCAUAGGCACACUUUAUCCAAAUUGGAAAAAUGUCCCAAAUCACAUCUACCAUAUUUAACAUUAAUACUUCCCUCUAAGACUACUCUGAAAAAGAAGGCACCUAAUACAUUUGCCAAAUUCCUUUUCGCUCAGGAUCCACAUUCUGAGAACCUGGUCUGUCAGUUCCAUACCAAGAGCAAACAUGCUUCAAGCACCACAUGCAAUAUGAUAUUAAAGAUGGGUAACAAUUCCAUCAGAAGGCGCACACAAGCACGUAAAUGCAGAGAUCAUCUCAAGAUGGAACAUGGAAUUCGAGUCACUCCUACCAACUUCCUGAAUUAUUUGGAUCAUGACUCAGAUGUGUUUAGGAGAUCGUAUACGGAUAAAGUAUUGGCCAUGAUUAAACCCCUGGUGGAAUCCUUUGCGGUAGAUUACGAUCUACAGAGAAUGAAGACGAUGCAAGCUUAUAGAGAGUUGGCGGAGUUGUUCAAUUUGGCGGGGAUCCCAAUAGAGAUCUUUGAACAUCCCUUGUUUAUGGUCUGGUUCAAGAGAUGGGUUAGUGAGAAUGAAUUAUUUACUCCUACGGUACAAACCCUUCUGCCCUUCGGGAUGGUUGAGAGCGUCAACAAGGAUGCAGAUGAGGAUGACAACGACAACAACCAAACACAUGUGACAUUGGAAGAUACGAAUGCAAUGUCAGAACGGGAUGCUCAAGAAGAUGAGGAGGAAGACCAUUCGGACGAUGACGAUGAUGAUGAUGACGACGACGAGGAAGAUGAAGAUGAGGAUGCCGAGGAAGAACUAAUCAAUGAUAAUUCAUUAUAG
Molecule: messenger RNA, 1275 nt
Organism: Naumovozyma castellii
Lineage: Eukaryota; Fungi; Ascomycota; Saccharomycetes; Saccharomycetales; Saccharomycetaceae
Gene: RSF1
Product: Rsf1p
Exons: 1
Coding region: 1-1275 (424 amino acids)
Source: RefSeq, a predicted model, not a curated record